AUGUGGGACCGGCUGCGGGGCAGUCGGGCGGCGGGCGGCGGCCGGAGCGCGGCUGCGAUGGCGCAGCGGGACGAGAAGGAGCCGGGGGCGGGCGAGGGAGAAGCGGGGAGCGGGAGCGGGGCUGGGGCCGAGCGAGGACCGAGCGGGGCCGCCGCGCCCUUCCAGCCCCCCGAAGGCGGCUUCGGCUGGGUCGUGGUCUUCGCUGCCGCUUGGUGCAAUGGCUCCAUCUUCGGCAUCCACAAUUCCUUCGGGAUCCUCUACAUGAUGCUGCAGAGCGACCUGGGCGAGGAGAAGAAGGACCCCGCGCUGGAGUUUAAAACAGCAUGGGUUGGCUCCUUGGCCAUGGGCAUGAUAUUUUUCUGCUCUCCCAUCGCCAGCAUCUUCACCGACAGGAUGGGCUGCAGGAUCACGGCAGCCAUGGGAGCUGCCAUCGCCUUCAUUGGACUCCUCUCCAGCUCCUUCACCAAAUCUCUGGAAGUUCGUUAUUUCACAUACGGGAUCCUCUUUGGCUGUGGCAGCUCCUUUGCCUUCCAGCCCUCCUUGGUCAUCCUCGGUCACUACUUCAAGCGUCGCCUUGGCUUGGCCAACGGCAUCGUGGCUGGAGGCAGCUGCCUUCUCUCCGUGCCACUCCCCUUCUUCCUGAAGAUGGUUGGGAAGGCCAUUGGGCUGGCGCACACUUUCCAAGUACUCAGUGCCUUAAUGCUCAUCCAGAUCUUCUUGUCCCUGACCUAUCGGCCCAUCCUGCCACCUUCUUGUGACUCUCAGCACGACGGGCAGGACAAGCUGGGCAGCCGGAGCGCGCGGCAGCAGUGCUGGUCCCAGACGCGCAAAUACUUCAACUUGAGGGUUUUCCGGAAAAAGACCUAUCGGAUCUGGGCCUUUGGGAUCGCCACAGCUGUCCUGGGAUAUCUCGUACCUUACAUGAACCUGGUAAAAUACGUGGAGAAGAGAUUCCAAGAAACCCAAAAGGACUGGAUCCUCCUGGUUUGCCUCGGAGCAAUGGCUGGGAUGGGGCGCUUGGUUUCAGGCCGCAUUGGUGACUGCAUCCCCGGGCUGAAGAAGAUUUACCUGCAGGUUGCCUCCUUCAUGCUGUUGGGCACCCUGUGCAUGAUGGUCCCCCAGUGCCAAGGGUUCGAGGGUGUCAUUGUCAUCUGCCUCUUCCUCGGCCUUUGCGAUGGCCUCUUCACCACCAUCAUGGCCCCCAUUGCCUUCGAGCUGGUGGGGCCCAUGCAGGCAUCCCAGGCCAUAGGGUACCUCAUGGGGCUGAUGGCCGUGCCCAUGACCGCGGGCACACCAAUAGCAGGAUACCUCAAUGAUUAUUUUGGGAAUUACGAUGCGGCCUUUUAUUUUGCCGGAGUCCCGCCCAUCAUCGGCGGCUUGGUGCUCUCCUGUGUCCCCCUCAUCCACCAGAGGAUGCUGAAAAAGCAACGUCUGGAUCCUGGCAAAGACAAGAUGCUGGUUUCAGAGGCAGUGGUGAACGGGGAGCUGCUGCCGGGUGUCCCAGCCUCCGAAGCCCACAUGUAACCGCUCCCUGCCCAGCCCUCGCCGUUGCCACCAGCAGCCUCUCGGUUGCCCAAGCACAGGCCCUUUUCUAGCUGGACCAUAAUUCUUGGUGAUCACUGAUGCACUCUGUUUGUAAAGGAAAAAAAAACAAAAAAACAACCAACCAACAAACACAACAAGUUCUUCUAGUUAAAGGCUUUUAACUAGCAGAAAUGCUCCUGUUUUUGGGACAAUCUUUAUUUCAAAGCCGCCUCUUCUUUUUUUUUUCCCUCUAACCAAUUUUCUAAGGAGAAGUCCCACUAGGAUUCAAACUGGAUCCAUCUCCCUCUCCCCUCCCCAGUUUUCUAUGUGUCACAACAGGUUUACAGCUAACAAAUGCCUUUUUACAGCAGGCCACAGAUGGAGCUUGUUGGACCUUGCAGCUGUCCAUCCUUCUCCUCCGGUGUCACUUGGGUGUCACGUCCAAGCACGACAGGCCCCUCCCUGUCCAGCACCAGAGGCUGGUUUGGAGCCAGAAGGAGGAAUUGCUGCUUUGGGCCAAUGCACAAACCAAAUUAAUGGUCGGCAAGUCUCACUGUCAUCUUGUCCUCCUGCUUUUCCUCUGCUCUCCCACGCACCCAGGGAGCUGAAGCUGGGAUGAUGGGGAGCUCAGCCAGCUCUGCUCCUGCCAUCCCCAUCAAAUGGAGCUGCGUGGGAGCAGCCCCUUCCUCCAAAAUAUGCCUUAAAAAAUGCAUGGACAAGGGCAGCAGGUCCCUCAGCCACUUUCUGCCUCCAUUUUCUUGCCCAGUGACUAAUAAUUGGGCUUUUGAGGUGCAAAAGAAAGAGGCAGCUCCCAGCGGCUGGUUCACAGGCAAGCCACCAAGACAGGAUUUUUGGAGACAAUGAGGUCUUACAGGGUCAGUACAGCAGGUCAUGGAUCCAUACACAUAUUGUGGAUCCCACUUCAUGCUGGGAGGUGGCUUCCCUGUGCCCGGGGAUGCUGGGAUACAGCCAGCUCAGGGCACAAGGUGCCAGUGCUGUUUUUUGGGGGCUGGUUGAUUAUUAUGCAGCAAUAACCACGAAUCAGUAUUGAUGGGGGAGGGGAGAAGCCCGGGGGUUCCAAAGGGUUUAAAAGCCCCCGUAGUGUGGAAGUCAUCCUGGGUGUUGCCAUGCAGAGCUGGGGCAGGUUCUGAGCUGUUCUCAGCAGGAGAGGGCUCAAGGAAUUAGUGCAGCCUGUGGGUGCCAAGCACACAGAGUGAAGGCAGAGCUCAGCCUUGCCUAGAAAGUCAUCAGCUCAUCACCAACAAGCGUGGCAUGGAGCAAGGGAAGUCCUGUUCCAGUCCUUGUGCCAAUGGCUGGGCCAGGGUACCUUUUCCUGGAAAUUCCCAGGAGAGAGCAAGCAACAAAGCUCACCACGAUCCUGGCUGCAGGACUAUCCUACGCUGGAUUUUCAUUUCAUUCACCUGCCAUUAAAAAAAAAAAAAAAAGAGAAGCCUCAAGAAGAACAUGUGCCAUGGGAAUCAUCAUUCCAUGGGAAUCAUCCCACGGUGAGUGUGGGGGUUUGGAACACGGAGUCCAGUCUUUGCUGUGGAACCUGGGUUUCAGUGGAGGACCCUCCCGUGGGCAGCGGCGGGGGCUUUGUAUAUAGGCUGAGGAUCCUGCAUGUCCCUCCCACCCUGUUUUUAAUCCAUGUUGGCUGGUGCAUUGUAAUGUCUUGUAGAUUUGUGGCCCUCCUGUCCCCCUACGAGCUGGAAAAUUACCUGGUGUGUUGUGAUGAGUCUGUUGAUGACUAUAAAUCAAGAUGUCUGUCUCUUUUCUUCAA
Messenger RNA from Apus apus (common swift), 3304 nucleotides. It is a transcript of the gene SLC16A2, whose product is annotated as solute carrier family 16 member 2. The record is from RefSeq and is a predicted model, not a curated record. NCBI's taxonomy places the organism in Eukaryota, Metazoa, Chordata, Aves, Apodiformes, Apodidae. Gene Ontology annotation, biological process: transmembrane transport. The transcript has 6 exons. Bases 1 to 1524 code for a protein of 507 amino acids. Gene Ontology annotation, molecular function: monocarboxylic acid transmembrane transporter activity; thyroid hormone transmembrane transporter activity.